This is a messenger RNA of Lycium ferocissimum, 420 nucleotides long. RefSeq names its product arabinogalactan protein 16-like. NCBI's taxonomy places the organism in Eukaryota, Viridiplantae, Streptophyta, Magnoliopsida, Solanales, Solanaceae. The transcript has 2 exons. The coding region runs from base 94 to 306 and encodes 70 amino acids. The record is from RefSeq and is a predicted model, not a curated record.
AUAUAAACCUCCACAAGUCUCAGCCAGCAUUUAUCCCUUCUUUGUUUCCAAGUUUCAUUUUUUUCUCUCUUGAGUUACAAAAGUUGGGAGAUUAUGGCUGUUUCUAAAAUUGUAGUCUCAAUGUUCUUGGUCAUCUUUGCCAUGGCAUUUUUCACUGUUCAAGCUCAGGAGUUUGCCCCUGCUCCUGCCCCUACCAGUGAUGGAGUAUCGGUAGAUCAAGGGAUUGCAUACGUGCUAAUGCUGGUGGCUUUAGUUCUUACAUAUCUCAUCCACCCUAUGGAUGCUUCUUCCUACAAUUUCUUCUAAAUUCCUCUCCAAGUUUAGUUAGAACCUUAAAUUAUGCUUCAUUUUUCACUUUGGGACAAUGGUUGUAAUCAUUCUUCACAUGGAUUUCAUUAUUAAUCCAUUCAUGUUUAUUUU